CUCCCCCUUCCUGCGGAAACCGCACCGCCCCCCCCGCGCGGUGUUGCCAAGAGCGGCCCUCUGGGCUGGCGAGGCCCGGGCCUGAUGCCGACCUUGGGACGCCGGGUGCCGGGCCGGGCCCGGCCUUCCUCUCCCUGCAGGCCGGGCGGGCUUCGAGCCCACGGCCCCACGCUACGCCCCGGGCAGCGCGGGCGCCAUGAGCGCUCCGUGACGGCUGGGGCCGGGCCGGGUCGGGUCGGGUCGGGCCGAGCUCCCCGCCACACCCCGCCACGCCGCCGCACCGCGGGUUGCCCAGUUCGGCUUGCCGCGGGUGUGCAGCGCAGCAGGAUGGCGCUGACGCUGCUGGAGCUAGCACACUGGAGCACCUGGGCCGUGUGCGCCGUGAUCAAGCUGCCGCAACUGGCAGCCGUGCUGGCGGCCGGGUCGGCGCGGGGGGUUAGCACGGGCAGCUUGCUGCUGGAGCUGGCCGGCUUCCUUGUGUUUCUGAGGUACCAGAUCUAUUACGGUUAUCCCCUGGAGACAUACCUGGAAUAUCCCAUCAUCAUUGCACAAGAUGUCAUUCUCCUUUUGUUUAUUCUGCAUUUCAAUGGAAACAAGAAACGAGCUUUGUUCUAUGCAGUCAUAUUCUGGGGGGGCUGGUACAUGAUAACACUUCGGAAGUGGAUAAUAGACCUGGCCUUGAAUUUGUGUACAUUCAUCAGUGCGGCCAGUAAGCUGGCUCAGCUGCAGUGUCUCUGGCAGACAAAAGAUUCUGGACAAGUCAGCGCCUUGACCUGGAGUAUGUCUGCAUAUACCUGCGCAACAAGGAUAUUUACAACCAUAGUGACUACAAAUGAUCUUGGGGUUCUCAUCCGUUUCAUAACCAUGCUCAUUCUCAAUAUUUGGGUCACAGCCACAGUCCUGCACUACAGGAAGACUAAAAAGACUGAUUAGAAGACACUCCUCAGCACAUACCACGGUUACCAUCAAAACCCUUGACACAGUUAAGGUUAAACAACAGAAGAAAGGUCGAGGAAGCUCCCUGUCUCUCUCUUAAGCCUGGUAUUCAUCCCUAAGCAUACUUAGUACAGUCAUGCUUGUUUUAGAAAUAAUUCUGCUAAGAUAGAUACUUAAUUUAAGCAGCAUAUUUUUAUUCGUCAUUUAAGACAAGCUUCACUGGUAUCACAUUUUCUAUGGGAUUUUUUACUAAAUGAACAAGGUAUUUCAUAUUUAGAUGUUUAUAUAUUCUCGUAUCACUUCAGUACUUCUGGUUACAUAUAUGCGAUUUUCUUCAAUUUUGCACCAACAUAGCAACUCAUCUUUCUUCAUCUGCUGUAUGAAAAACAACAGAUGUUUGUCUUCCUGCAAGCAACUCACUUAGUUUAACUAUCUGUAUUUUAGGAUGAAGAAAACUAAAGGCCAAAUCCAAAAUCAAGUUCUAAAUGUGUUUUGCUAAGUCACAAAUCCAGCUGGGACUGUUGUGCUUACAUGAAACACUUAAAUAGCAGUUUGUACAGCUGACACAGGAUAGCCAGCCACUUUCCUCAAUACACCCAGUUUUGAUUAGGAUAAGAGUAAAACCUCUGCUCUGAAUUCUAAUUUUUCAACCUGAGCUCUCUCAUUCACUGAACAUACGGUUUUGGGAACAGGAGAGACUAGAAUGUGUAGUAAUUAAUGAAAUUUUGAACAACAGUGUUAAAAACUGCAUUCAAACAGGAAUUCCUGAACCGAUGCCCAGACUCCCCAAAUGCAGUCCCUAUGGAGAGUGGCCUAGCCGCACGUGCACUUUUAGGUGCGCAGCAUUCAUUCCUCCCCAGUGGUUCACAGUUAAGAUACUCCUCUGUGCUCUGUCAGUUUUUAGCCUAAGUUUGCUGAAGAGCAUACAGGCUUCACUUACAUUUUUACUUUGCAGAUGCUAAUCAAUAUGCAUACUGGCACAGGUUGCCCAGAGAGGUGAUGGAUGUGAAUGUCUUCAUCCCUGGAGACAUUCAAGGCCAGGCCAGAUGUGGUUCCGGGCAACCUCAUCUAGUUGAAGAUGUCCCUGCUGAUUGCAGAGGGGGUGGACUAGAUGACCUCUGAAGGUCCCUUCUAACCCAAACUAUUCUAUGAUUCUGUGAUAUUUAAAAAGGUAAAA
Molecule: messenger RNA, 2113 nt
Organism: Pezoporus occidentalis (night parrot)
Lineage: Eukaryota; Metazoa; Chordata; Aves; Psittaciformes; Psittacidae
Gene: SLC66A3
Product: solute carrier family 66 member 3
Source: RefSeq, a predicted model, not a curated record